AUGGUCGCCGCGGGCUGGGCCCACACGGUGCUGCUCAGGAGCGACGGCACGGCCGUGGCCUUCGGCUCGAAUGACCGCGGCCAGUGCGCCGUGCCGGCGCUGGACGGUGGCCUUAGCUACACGCAGGUCGCCGCGGGCUGGGCCCACACGGUGCUGCUCAGGAGCGACGGCACGGCCGUGGCCUUCGGCUCGAAUCGCGAGGGCCAGUGCAGCGUGCCGGCGCUGGACAGUGGCUUGAGCUACACGCAGGUCGCCGCGGGCUGGGCCCACACGGUGCUGGUCAGGAGCGACGGCACGGCCGUGGCCUUCGGCUCGAAUCACGCCGGCCAGUGCAGCGUGCCGGCGCUGGACGGUGGUGUAGCUACACGCAGGUCGCCGCGGGCUGGGCCCACACGGUUGCUGGUCAGGAGCGACGGCUACGGCCGUGGCUUUCGGCUCGAAUCGCGGAGGGCCAGUGAGCGUGCCGGCAAACGUCCACUCGGUGCUGCUCAGGAGCCCGACGCAUGGCCCGUGGCCGUCGGCCAGAAUCACAAUGGCCGGUGCAAUGUGCCGGCGCUGGACGGUGGCCUGAGCUACACGCAGGUCGCCGCGGGCUGGGCCCACACGGUGCUGCUCAGGAGCGACGGCACGGCCGUGGCCUUCGGCGAGAAUCGCGAUGGCCAGUGCAGCGUGCCGGCGCUGGACGGUGGCCUGAGCUACACGCAGGUCGCCGCGGGAAACGUCCACACGGUGCUGCUCAGGAGCGACGGCAUGGCCGUGGCCUUCGGCCUGAAUCACAAUGGCCGGUGCAAUGUGCCGGCGCUGGACGGGGCGCUGACGUACACCGCGCGCCUGCUCGUCGGCGCGACGCUGCUCCUGCAGGCGUCGCUCGACGGCGGCGCGGUGCGCUUCCUGACCCUGGGCGGGGUGGAGCGCUGCCGGGUGCGGGCGGCGCCUGGCGCGCCGCUCGCUGGCGUGCGCGACUGGCUGGCGGGCGAGCUGGGCGCGGGCAGGCUGGGCCCCGGGCUCGGCCGCGCCGACGCGGCCCUGCCAGGCGGACGGCUCCUGAGCGGGGCCUCGGCGGGCGAGACCGUCGCGGACGCCUUCGGGUUGUAG
Molecule: messenger RNA, 1095 nt
Organism: Prorocentrum cordatum
Lineage: Eukaryota; Dinophyceae; Prorocentrales; Prorocentraceae
Source: the annotation of a GenBank genome assembly